AUGACAAGUUUUCCAGACAUUAUUAAAAUUCUCGUUCUUAGGCCCAAUGAAUUUACCGCAACUCACGCGCAAGACGCGUUAGAGAUGAUGAUGGAGCAACGAGCGACAUCAGCUCAAGUUUCUGCUUUUUUGGUUGCCUUGAAGUUAAACAAAAAAGAUGAAGAUCCAGAAAUAGUUGCUGCUUGUUCUGAAUCUUUACAUAAAUUUGCCAUGAAAAUAGAUUUUUCAGCGUAUGAUGGCUUGCAGGAUUCUCUCAUUGAUGUGGUUGGAACUGGUGGCGAUGGAAUGAAUACUUUUAAUGUAUCAACCACUACAGCAAUAGUCAUUGCCGGUGCUGGGUGCAAAGUAGCUAAAUUUGGUAACAGAGCUGCUUCAUCACAAUGUGGAUCUGCGGACAUUCUUGAAAAAAUUGGAUGCGAAAUCACGAAUGUAACACCUUCAAAAGUUCCACAUAUAAUUAAUUCUACAAAUUUUUGCUUUCUUUUCGCGCCAACUUUUCAUCCUGCUGUAAAGUAUGUGGGGAGCACGCGACGCGAAAUUCUUAUACCAACUAUAUUCAAUUUAUUAGGGCCUUUGAGUAAUCCAGCAAGGCCUAAAAGAGUUGUAAUAGGUGUAUAUUUAAAGUCUUUAGGAAAACUAGUAGCUGAUGCAUUGGUAUUAAAAGGAGUCAAGGAAGCCAUGGUAGUUCAUGGUGAUAUUGGAUUAGAUGAAAUCAGUCCUGAGGGCCAAACCUUCGUUUGGCAUAUUUCAAAUUCCGUUAUAAAAGAAUACAUUGUAACACCAUCCGACUUUGGGUUGCCUAGUCAUCCAAUAAGUGCAGUUAAGGGAGGUACUCCUAACGAGAAUGCAGAACUUUUAAUUCAACUGCUCUCUAAUAAAUACGAAGGACCGAUCUUAGAUUUUGUACUUUUAAAUUCUUCUGCUGCAUUGGUUGUUUCUGGGCUGGCCAAAGAUUUUAAAGAUGGUGUUAAAUUAGCGCGUGAAAGUAUUAUAAAUGGUAGUGCUAAAAAUGCGCUUGAAGAAUUCAAGAGGCUAAUAAGGAAUGAGAACUAG
Dentiscutata erythropus is the source of this 1053-nucleotide messenger RNA. Lineage: Eukaryota; Fungi; Glomeromycota; Glomeromycetes; Diversisporales; Gigasporaceae. The record is from the annotation of a GenBank genome assembly.